Messenger RNA from Schistosoma rodhaini, 5962 nucleotides. NCBI's taxonomy places the organism in Eukaryota, Metazoa, Platyhelminthes, Trematoda, Strigeidida, Schistosomatidae. The record is from the annotation of a GenBank genome assembly.
GCGACUUCUAAUUAGGGAGUCUAUUUGAAAUAUGGGGAGUUAAGUUUCGGUACGUUGCAAUGCAUUAGUUUAAUAAGCAAAACCUUUGUUGUUACAAGUUCAAGACCCCAAAUUUUCUACUUGUCUUUAAAACGUGUCAAUCUUGCUCAACCUUGUCAUUGUGGAUUAUGUGUUAAGUCAUUAGUUAGACAAAAUGUCCCGAAGUAAAUCUGUGGUUCAAUAAAAAUUGACCGAAUGGUCGUUCAUUUAAGAUUUGGGACCGCACAGUAAUAUUCCUCAUCUUUAUGUAUCCUUAACGAUAUUAAGUUUUCGUGCGUAUGAUAAGCUGAAUCGCGUGUCCUGAAUCACGCAACUAGCUGUAUCAAUUAUCUGUAUUACAAUUUGCGUCAUUCGCUUAUUUGUUCUAACGAUAACAACUUUUUCUUCUAGUUCUGAAAUAAGUUUUGGCAUAAAGCAAUCUUAUAAGUCGAUGAGUACUUCUUAACUUUAAUUUGCGUAUGAAAAAUUGUAAUGUAGAUUCACGCCGAUAUUUCUAUCCGUACCAAGUCUGCUGCAUUUCUGAUUAUCCUGAGCAUUAAUGCUUUCGUUUUUAGUUCCUUGUAUCAAUGUUUCAGUGAUACAUAUUCCAGUCUUCAGUUUCGAAGCUUCAGUAACUAUCGACGAUCCCUUAUGCCUCAGUUCAGAAUACCACAGGUUUGUCGUUAUUUAAAUUAAACGAACUCUCAAAUGAAAAGCCAGCUCAUUCUCACGAAAUAUGCACGGUUUCCUCAAAGUUAUAAAGUUUUACGGGCAUUAAGAAAACAGGGUUUUGCUACUUAAAAAUUUGGUUGGGCUGCGUUUCACAAAUUCAUGUCCUCUAUAGCUUUUAUACUACUUCUUAGACAGAAAUGAAACCAUACAGCUUCCCCCGAGUAAUCAAGCCUUCUCAGCACUGCCACUUUGUUGUUUAAACAUGUGUAAAUAACGAUUUCGUACUUCCUCCAUCUAAAACGUUAUUAUACUACGUAAUUAUAUUUCCUGAUUUCAUGUUCUAUCAAAUUCUCUGUCAGCAUAUUCCAUAGAUCUUUCAAUGAUUAAUAAUUUGUGAUGUUGUUACUCAGGUAGUCUUAGCUUGUUCGUAAACUAUGGAAUAACAUACGUGGAACGAUUUAAGACGUUAUAGUAACUCCAAAUAGAAGAAAAAUGUCAUUUUGGACACCUACAUCUUUAAUCGUUAGUUGUGUAAGGUAUUUUGAUUGAGCAACACGAUAAUUCCUUAUCAAAUAUGUAGGUCAAGUAAGCUAUUUCUAAACAUCCUAGUUAAAAAAUUAUGUGACGAAAUACUAUUUGUAACUAUGGGAAAGUUGUCAUCUGACCUUCUUAUUAGUGUAUAAAUGCAUUUAUCUCAGGUCCUAAAUAAUUUAUUCUUAUCAGUCUACCAUAAGUACUUUGUUCGUAAGUGGGUUGUAAGUCAGUUUUUUGCUGAAUAAAUCCGUAGUGUAUAAGAUUGUUGUAUAAAUUGCAGCCCCACAUACUCGGACUUGUUCUCGACAGAAAUUUCAAUUUUGGUUAUCAAUAAAGUGCACAGAAUAUGAUUGUAUCAAUAACCUACUCUAAUAGAAUUAAAUAAUCAACUAUCUUUCAGUUCAUCUCUCAAUGACGUUACUCAUCAAACUUCAUCCAAAGUCGCUUAUUUUGGAUUGAAUAAAUAGACUAAUAACAUUACUUGGUUCUAUAUAUAAAGGCCGUUUUGGUAAGGUGUAUAUUUCUAAGCUUGUAUUUUCAGUAAUACCUUAAUAAUGUAGUCAACUUGAAAUAGUCAUUGUUUUCAGUUCAUGAUACUUUACCUCAUAGGUUACUAGGUCUGACGUCUCAUUCACUGGUUGAAUGGUGUUACUCCAAGAGCUUUAAACACAACCGUUGGUAAUGUAGUUUAACAGAGUCUGUCUGGCCCAAUUUAGUGUUAUCAUAAACGUCUUUUGUUUCCAAUGGAAUACAAAUAAAUGGUCUAUUUUAAAUUAUGCUCCUAUCCUCAAGUACAUGUUUUCGUGUUUUUAGGGAUAUACUGCGUCAUCUAAUGCUACAGGAACCCAUUCUCCAUCUUAAUUCGGAAAAAGAAAACCUUAAUUCAGCGUUCCUCCCCAAUAUAUCUCACUCCAGAAGAAGAAUCGACAAGUCUAACACCGAAGAUAUCAAGGGUCUUUGUAGAGUUUCACAGGAAAAAAAAAUGCCGGCUCUUUCUACUACUCGCACUCAGGGUCAUUGCAGGUCUGGAUCAACUAACACUGAUUCUCUGUUUGUCCGUCCGAAUUCCCAAGUAUCAUCUAAACUGCGAGCAGCUGGUGAGCCUACAUUGAAAAAGUCGUCUAGCUACCAAAAUAUUAAAAUUGCCAAUAAUGGAAAAGGGCAGGCAAUGCAUUCGUCAAAUCUUCAGGUUACUCAGUCAAGUAAACGAAAGAAUCUCAAUAGUAAACAAAAGCACCAUAGUAGUGCCGCUAACAUUCCCACAGUUUGUUCUAAAAACCCUGAGCUAACUUCGUCGGAACCUCAUUUUCAAACUCACCUUAACACUCAUUCUAAUGCUCACCGCAUAUCUGUAAACAGUGACCUACUUUCACGUGUGGAAAGGGAGAAAAAGCAAUAUGAAGCUCGGAUAUCAGAAUUAACACAAGUCACAGAAACACGCAAGAUGGAAAUAGAAAAGUUAACAUUCGAAGUUCGCCGUGCUAAAGAAGAGGCAUCAAAAGCUAUUUUAUUGACCGAGGAAACUAAACUUGAAAACAUCCAGCUGCGAAACCAGUUGCUAGCUCUCGGAAGUCCAUGCAAAAAAGAUGGAGAUCAAGGUUCCUGCGUAGAAUUCCAUCAAAACACAAAAUUGAAUUCCACAACUCCUAGUUCACGUAAGUUAUUUGCCUUCACCUCAUCUCCUCCUGAAUCACUUGGCACAACAACACGUCUUACUCCGGGUGGAGCCACCACUGCAUUUACUGGAGGUGUUACAGCUAGUUCAUUAUCAAGUGAAUGGAAUGAAAUGGCACCAGGGUAUGAUUUAUGUCCUACUGAAGAGCCUACUGUGUAUGAUACUAACUAUUCAAGUGAUUUGGAAAAUAUGAGUAGUAGAAAGCAAAAAGAAAACCCAGUCGUUAGUAUCGCUACUCUCCAAGGACGUUUACUACAAAUGGAAGAGGCCAACUAUACUACCAACGAAGAACUCCAAGCCACAUUGCAAGAACUAUGGGAUCUACAGCGCAGUGUUGAUGAGGCUCAUGAAGAGGCUCACAGUCUUGCCUUUGAGCGCGCGAUUUUAUUGGAAGCUCUCUCAACUCAGACUUCAAAACUUGAACACUGUCGAUUUCAAAUUGAACAGUUAAAACACUUAUUGCUCACUGAUCGUAGUGCGCAAACUCCUGGUUCACGAGAGAAUCACUUUUGUGAGUUGUAUGCUUCCAUUGAGCAAGAGAAACAAGUUCUACUAGGUCAAAAUAAUGACUUGGCCCAAAGUUCAGAAAGUCUUGCUCGUGAAUGCCGUAUCUUGACAGAAAAAGCGUCAGCCUUGCAAGACAGUUAUGAUGCUUUAGAAACGAAGCAUUCUUCUUUGGAAAAAGCAUACCAAUCUGUUUCUUCAGAAUUAACUUUGCUUAAAGGUCAAAUUCCUCUCGAUUGUUGUAAAGGUUCACUAAAUAAACAGGAUGAUAUAUCAGAUCACUUGAAAAGAGUUAGCAUUGCUGUUCAAACUGAUUGCGUUUUUCUCAUUGAUUCACUUGAAAACCCACUCUCUGUAUCCAUUAAUGAAGAUAGAAAGAAAUUGAAUGAGAUCACUGUUGAAUUGCAUAAAAUCAAAGAGAAUUAUGAGAUUCUACUUUGUGAACGUGAGCGUGAACAAACUGAAUGGCGGCUAUAUGAAAGAGAUUUGUUAAAAGCUGUUCAAGUCGCUGAUGAAAUUAAAACUGAAUCCGAACAGGAAUCUCACCGCCUAAACUCAGAGAAUGCAUCUCUCAAAGAACAAGUUGAAAAAUUAACUAAAGAUUCUACUCGUUUGAAUUCUGAAAUUACAAUAUUAAAAGAUAAAAUUAACUCAUUAUCAUCGAGAAACAAUGGAAAUGAACAUCUCAACUUUACUUCUGGUUUUCAUCUAUCAUCAGAUGGAACGAAUAAACCAAAUCCCAACCCUACCUCAGUCUCAUCUACUUCAUCAAACCAACCAAUUCUAUCAAAUAUCAUUCAGAAUAUUUGUCCAAGUAGUUCCGCUUAUCUUACUACAAAUACAACAACUAACUCAUGUCGUUUAGCACCUGGUACACUAACAGACAAUAGCUACUCUGGACGUAAUAGUAUAAUGCAUCCUUUUACUGCACAUCGUUCCACUGGAUUUAAUCAUACAAACCAUUUACAUUCUACGUAUCCAGGUUCACCUGGAGCACCAGGUCGACCUAGUGCUCUAUCAACCGGGCCAACUGUGCGCAGUUUAAUUCAAAGUAUUGAAAAUCAGGUCAAAGCGGUCCAACAUCAGAAACGCAGUACAACAUCUGCAUCAGUCGGUAAUUCACGUCCAGUUCGUUUAUACACUAAUACCAAUAACAAUGACAAUAGUAAUAAUCGACAAAAUAUUUCAUCAUGUCUUAGUUUAAUGUCACCAACUGGGUAUCCUGGAAAGUCGACUGCACCUAUUAGUAAUAAUAAUGGUAAUGGGAACAAUGAUACUGGUAAUUCCACUUCAAAUCAUCAACUGAAUUCAAGGACAACUACCACUAAUCCUGUCAUUUCAUCAGAACUUAAUUACAAAGUGAAGAAUCAGGAGAAUACAGAUAUGAACAGCUUGAUUCAUACAUCAGCGCCUGGUGGACCGAGUUCCGCUAUAUUAGGUAAUCAAAAUGUAGCGAAGAAGUUUCCUUCAGAUAACAUUACUACUGGUGGUAGUAAUAAUAAUCAACGUAAUGUUAAAACACCACUUGGUACAUCAACUAUCAUGAAUUCAACUGGAACAACGGUGUUUAGUAAUUUCAAUCAAUUUACUAAAAUGGAUUCAAAAGAUGUUUUACUCAGAAGAAAUAAUAGUAUUUGUGGAUCAACUAUAAAAACUGGAUUGAACAGUAAUAAUCAUAACAAUAAUAGUUUGAUAACAAGUAAUGUAAUUGAGAGUAGUAAUUCAACGCCAAGUGUUGUACAAGCAUUCAAAGCAGACGAUAUUGUCACUAAUCAUCCUACCAUUACCGCUGAUGCAUCAUACGACAAUAGUAAAACUGAUUUAAUCAUAAAUCAUAAAGAAUCUCCAUCAAGAUCAUUAGAUUUAGUGAGUUUUCGACGUUUCACAUCAACAACUAUACCAGAUAGUAGUAGUAGUAGUAAUAAUAAUAAUGGGAAAAUACAUACAGGUACUAGUAAUGGUACAACUAGUGUUAAUUCAAGUGAAAAUAAUCGUAAUUCAUUCAUCCAGGAAUCUGAUAUUUCGGCAACCAUUGGUACUACUGCUACUACUGUUAAUGACAAUUUGUUAUCGAUUAAUCCCACACAAGAUCAUCAUUCGAAUACAUCAACUAGUUUUCAUAGUAGUAUUCAUCAAGUUUGGCAAGAUCCAUUACAAGAAUUAGCUAGAUUAACUGGAGCUGGUUCAAAACGUAAUGCUUUAUUACGUUGGUGUCAGUCACGUGUACUAGGCUAUCGUGGUGUGGAAGUAACAAAUUUCUCUAGCUCAUGGAAUAAUGGUUUAGCAUUUUGUGCUUUAUUACAUACAUAUGUUCCAUCAAAAAUUCCAUGGAAUGAUUUAAUCACAUCUAAUGGUUUACCUAUUGAUAAACGACGUUGUUUUGAAAUUGCUUUUAAAGUUGCCGAAGAUGAAGGUAUUCCAACUACACUAAAAUUACAAGAUAUGCUUACAACAGAACGACCUGAUUGGAAUUCUGUAAUGACUUAUAUCACGUCAGUAUAUCGACAUUAUGAAGUAGAAGCCUUGAAUCCAUCUACAACUACUGACAAUAUUGAUUGA